AUGGCUCAACGUCGAACAGGCUCAUCGCAGCCUUCGGAAUCGACCUCUUGGUCACCACCGAACAAUGUCAGCAGUCAACAUGCAUCUGUGACACCCAAAAGGCUCGCGCCAGCCCCAAUGCAACUUGUUACACUCUCCCUUGUAAUGCGAAUCCUAUCUGUCACACUGCUCAUCGCCACGUCUCAUCUCCAGCAGGCAUUCGAUACAUCUCACGAGCUUCUAUCGUAUACUCUGGAUCCGCAUACAUCCCAUAGUCUGUCUGCGGGCAGCUUCAACUGGACAUUGGCAUUUGUGCGCUGGGAUACGAUCUACUUUCUCGCCUCAGCAUCUCCGUACCACGCCUCAUCCACGGGCUCGGUACAUCAAGGUGGAUAUGCAUGGGAGCAGACCUUGGCGUUUCAACCUGGUAUCAUCGGGCUGCUUCGGCUGACUGGAUACCUGACGCCUACUAUGGACGGAUCCUGGAGCCCAACGGCGGCGAUACUAGUCACUAUGCUCUUGGCCAACGUGGCGGCGGCUGCAAGCGUCGUUCUGCUGUACCGGCUAUCGUUGAGGGUCACGAGAAAUGCUGAGUUGGCGUACACAGCUGCGCUUCUGAGCAUCGUGGCUCCCUCGGCGGGCACGACAUUGGCUUCACCGACGCCGGAAAGCUUUUAUAGCCUGGCAAGUCUGGUCGGUCUACUCUAUCUGGAAACAAACAGCAUCCAUGGUUGUGGGUGGGGGACGGUUGCAAUCACAUCGUUCUGGUUCGCAGUGGCAACCGCCUUUCGCGCAAAUGGAGCGCUGCUAGUCGGAUACGUGGCGUUCAAGCUGAUCGGCGAGGCAAGGUGCGGCAGGGUGAUUUCGGCAGCGCUCAAGCUUGCAGCGUCGACAGCUGUGUGUAUGUCAGCCAACGUGCUGUUCCAAGUAUGGGCAUACGGUCGCUUUUGUCUGGACGAGCAAACCAAGCGACCGUGGUGUGCGCGUUGCGUGCCGAGUGUUUAUACGUUUGUCCAGUCGCAAUACUGGGACGUAGGCUUGUUUCGGUACUGGCACGCCUCUCAGCUCCCGAAUUUCGCACUUGGCGCUCCAGUGCUUGCGCUGAUAGCGUAUACCGCCUACACGUUCUACUGCCGAUCUAGCUGGUCCAAGCUCGCGCGGUCCUUGAUCGGUUCAGCGUGCAAUGGUGAUGCUGGCAAAACGACACGUGAUACGGGGCUAAUGCUCGCAACCACGCCAAGAGCAGUCCCGUACAUCGUCCACGGUGGAGUGCUGGGGGCAAUGCUAUUAUUCGCAUCGCAUGUGCAGAUCGCUCUGCGGCUAGCUACGCCCGGUGGUAUGCCAAUGCUUUGGUGGGGCGCAGCACAUGCCGUGCUUUACUGCAAGAGGUCAUGGUUGAGCAGAGCUCUUGUGGGCUAUCUGUGUGUACAGUAUUGCGUGGGCAUCGUGUUGUACGCUGGUUUCUAUCCGCCUGCUUGA
Molecule: messenger RNA, 1458 nt
Organism: Mycosarcoma maydis (corn smut)
Lineage: Eukaryota; Fungi; Basidiomycota; Ustilaginomycetes; Ustilaginales
Product: GPI-anchor transamidase GPI18
Exons: 1
Coding region: 1-1458 (485 amino acids)
Biological process (GO): GPI anchor biosynthetic process
Cellular component (GO): mannosyltransferase complex; endoplasmic reticulum membrane
Molecular function (GO): alpha-1,6-mannosyltransferase activity; GPI mannosyltransferase activity
Source: RefSeq, a predicted model, not a curated record